AAUAUUGUGGAUGAUUGCCAGUUUAAAUAUUUUUGUGCUUGGAGUUAGGUUUCUACAAAAUAUAUAUUUGUGUUAAAUAUCUUGCAACCUCUGUAUAUUUUCAGAAUCGUUAAAAAUUUUACCAAUAUAAUCUGAUAGUUGGGUGUCAUUACAGCGCUAAUGGAAUUUUAAUAUGUUUCGUAUAGUACACGUAAUAUGAUCAUAAAAAGCACACCCGUUGUAUGUAUCUGCUAAAUGUACACCUAUUUGAAGAUGGAAAAAACACAAAGGUGGGUUAUUAAGGUUUCCUGAAGGUGAAUUACAUAUAACAGUUUUGAGUUUAUUUUCGCGGAUGAAUUUUUAAUUAUUUCAAAGUUUUAUCGCGUGCUAACUGAAUUAGGAGGACGCUACUGUGGACGAAAACUAUGCAAAGAUCGGUUGUAUUCAUGCACUAUAAUAAAGUUAAUUAAAUUGCAGUGUGAUUUGUUAUUAUAUUUAGUUUUAAAAGUCAGUUUUUUCCUUGCAUCCUUUUUAAUUUUUUUCUGUUAUUACAAUUUCAUAAAUUUCUAGAAUAAGCGGAAUGCGCGCGUUGAUUGGUCGAUUAAAUAGAUAAGGAAGAUGGUCGACGAGUAGUUCUACUAGAGGGAAAUUUGAACGCAUUUUUAAGAAAGGAAGACAGGAAAUAAUUAAAGGACGAAGAAGGGUAAACAUAUCGACUUAAAAUAAUCAAAACUCAUAGAUGAGGACUGGACAUAUAUGUGAUGAGUAGAAACGGCGACAUUAUGGAAAUAUCCUCCUACAGUAAUUUCCUUACUGUAGCUGGAAACACGCGGCAGAAAAGCAUAACACAGGACGAAUUCAUCUUGGAAGACACUAGGAAUAACAUAUUUUAUAUUAUUGACUAAAUGAAUUAACUAUUUAUUAUAACAGCGAUAAAUAUUGUAGACCGAUAAAUUUACCGCUAAACGGUCUGCAUUCCAUUUAAAUACAUUUUUGAAUAACGAAUAGUUUGGGAGAUAAUUACGUGUGAACCUUCAAAUCGAACACCCUGUACAUUUUAUUUAGACGAAUAAAGAACAUACGGGUCCAGCUUUACAAGUGAUCAAUAUUUACAAGAUGCAAAAGUUGAUGUUCAUAAUCUUUCUUCUCUUUCGUAUCGGUGACGGAAACGAAAAUUGCCCUCAGAUUAUCGGACGGAGCGAGUGGGCUGAUGUAGACGCAAAAAGCAUAAAUUAUUUAAUUAUUCCCAUACCAUAUGUUAUUAUUCAUCAUACAGUUACCGCAGAAUGUGAUACUAGAAGUACAUGUAUUGCUCAAGCCGAGAACAUUCGAUCUUAUCACAUGGAUAGUAAUGGAUGGGAUGAUAUAGGAUACUCGUUUCUAAUCGGUGGAGAUGGGAAUAUAUAUGAGGGCCGCGGCUGGAAUCGUGAAGGAGCUCAUACCAUUGGAUAUAAUAAAAAGUCUGUCGCAAUUGGUUUCAUCGGAAAUUUUCAAGAAAAGGCCGCAAGUGAUAAAAUGCUGAAUGCUGCGCAUAAAUUAAUUCAUUGUGGCAAAUCAGAAGGAAUACUUAGAGCAGAUGUUCGUGUAAUCGGCGCUAAACAAGUUACAGCCACUAAGAGUCCUGGAUCACAACUUCAGAAACAGAUUAGAAAUUGGCCUGAAUGGGUUUCUACUCCGUAACCGCAGAACAUAAAUGUUUGAAUGUAGUAUUUGUCUAGCAAUAACAAUGUUAUACGAAUAAUAUGAUUAACAGGGAAAAUGUUGAUUUGGAUAAUAUAUUUAGCAUCUUUUAUUUUA
This is a messenger RNA of Bombus huntii, 1776 nucleotides long. RefSeq names its product peptidoglycan-recognition protein 2-like. The coding region runs from base 1096 to 1659 and encodes 187 amino acids. Gene Ontology annotation, molecular function: zinc ion binding; N-acetylmuramoyl-L-alanine amidase activity; peptidoglycan binding. Gene Ontology annotation, biological process: peptidoglycan catabolic process; innate immune response. Lineage: Eukaryota; Metazoa; Arthropoda; Insecta; Hymenoptera; Apidae. The record is from RefSeq and is a predicted model, not a curated record. The transcript has 6 exons.